CCCACCCGGAAGGGCCCGACCGGGACCACGUGGUGCGGGACCACGUGUUGGCAUUGUCAUGGCGUCGGCGCCCAAGCGGUUCAAGGCGGCGGUCGGGAGCGGCGCCCAGGGGAAGAGUAGUGCCGACCCCCUCUCCGGGUUCCUGGCAUGGUGCGGGCGGGCCGGGGUGGAGCUGAACCCCAAGGUCCGCCUGAGCAGGGAGGGCGCGGUGGCGGGGUACGGGAUGUUGGCCGCCGAGGAGCUGGAGGCGGGAGAGGUGCUGUUCACCAUCCCUCGCACGGCGCUGCUGUCCCAGCACACCACGUCCAUCCACGCACUCUUGCAGGAAGCCCAGGAGUCCCUACAGAGCCAGUCCGGUUGGGUCCCUCUCCUGCUGGCCUUGCUCCACGAGUACACAGCCAGCAACUCCCACUGGCAGCCGUAUUUCUCCCUCUGGCAGGACUUCCGGAGCCUGGACCACCCCAUGUUCUGGCCCCAAGAAGAGCGAACAAGACUCCUGCAGGGCACAGGCAUCCCAGAAGCUGUGGACAAGGAUCUAGCUAACAUCCAGCUGGAGUACAAUUCCAUCAUCUUGCCUUUCAUGGAGACCCACCCCGACAUCUUUGAUCCCAAACUGCACACUCUGGAGUUGUAUAAGGAAUUGGUGGCAUUUGUCAUGGCUUACAGCUUUCAGGAACCUUUGGAGGAGGAAGAAGAAGAUGAGAAGGGGCCCAAUCCUCCCAUGAUGGUUCCUGUAGCAGACAUUUUGAAUCAUGUGGCCAACCACAAUGCCAACCUGGAAUACUCUCCUCAAUGUUUGAGGAUGGUUACAACGCAGCCCGUGAGGAAAGGACAGGAGAUCUUCAACACGUAUGGGCAGAUGGCCAACUGGCAGCUGCUGCACAUGUACGGCUUCGCAGAGCCCUACCCCGGCAACAGCCACGACACAGCCGACAUCCAGAUGGUGACGCUGCGCAGGGCGGCUCUGCAGCGUGCCAAAAGUGAAGCACAGCAGCAGCUGGUCUCAGAGCAGUGGGACUUCUUGUGCCAGCUGGAGAUGGUGGGCGAGGAAGGUGCCUUUGUGCUUGGCUGGGAUGAGGUGUUGACAGAGGAAGAGCUGUCCAUGACCCUCAAGGUGCUCUGCAUGUCAGAAGAAGAAUUCAAGGAGUAUAAGGAGCAAGAUGGCUGGGAAGAUGACAGUGAGGAAGAAGAAAACUCUACCCUUUCAAAUGAGGCCCUCUGCAGACUUAAAACCCCUUGCAAGAAGCUCCUUUAUGACAGUGUGCUGCUGACCCUGGAGUCCUAUGGGGCAGACCUGAAAGCAGAGCAGGACUUGCUAAACAACAAGGAGGCUUAUGAGAAACUGAGUCGAAGGGAGCAGCAAGCGCUGCACGUGCGCUACGGACAGAAGAGGAUCUUGCAUCAGCUGCUAGAGCUGGUACAAUAGAAACCACAGUGCCCCUGGCCAGGACCUGCCUGGGGCUGAUCCCGAGGGAAAGGUCAGCCUCUGGCCACCUCCUCCACAGCAGAGAGGACAGCUGGCAAGAGUGACUGCGGGUCCACUUGUCCCUCAUACAGCACAUGGAUUUUUAGCUACCUCUACAUAAAGAAGUAUCUUCACAGCACAAAGGUGGUUUUGAGUGGCCUUAUUGUACCAUGAGAGCUUGGGUAACGCAAAUGCCACCUUUUUCCAGAGGCUUUAAGAAACCCCAGCCAUCCUAAUGGCUGUUUUAGGAAGGCAGACACACACAGCCAGAACAGCAGAGGAUUCCCUCAUUCAGCAUCGGAAGUUUAUGGCAAGAGCUGCUCCUUGUCCAAACUAAGAGGGCAGAAAUCCAUCCAGCUGGUAGCUCUUACCUUAGAGAGGUUCAGAGUAAAUAUCUGGCAGGUGAACCUGCUGACAACAGUAAACUCUUCAUCUGUACAUAUUUUAUGUUGAACAUGUUCGAGAGUACAAGUCCAUCUAGCUGGUCUUCAUGUAGGCUCAGUAUAACAAGUAUUUCCUUUUAUUUCCACAAAAGGUAUUUCUGUGUGGGCUUCAGACUACUCAGGAGGAGCACUGUCACAGUUCCACAGCUGCUGCAGGCUGAGCAAUUGAUAUACACCCUCUGCUUGAUGCAGUUCUACCCCGAACUCACUUUGGUUUUGCAUGACAAAACACUGAGGGUUGGCAGGCCAAGCUCUAUUUAAUAAAAAUGAGUUUUCUUACCCAGUCCAUGCUCUCUACUUCAACAGGGUAUGAAGUCCCAUCUAAGCAGGGGCAUUGUUGUCUGCUACUGCAGACAAGCAAAACCCACAUUGCACUCAUGACAAAGCUCAGCUACAGCCCUGCCUGCAAUCUUGGGGACAGGGUGGUUUAACAGUAUUGAGGGGAGCUUGUUCUGGUUUCCCAGUUGGGACAAUAGCGAAUUUGACCAGAACUGCACACAACUGCCACUAUCCUUCAUAGAGACAUUGUUAAAACUGGUAUUUUGGUAUCCUGUGUCCCCAAAGUAAUCAUAUUGGAAAAUGCACAUGCCAGAGGAGUAUUAUGUUUUGUAUCUUGGUUAAACUUUGGGGUUUGUGUUUUAGAUGGUGUUUGUUUUUUUUUUAGAUGUGCAUAGUUGUUAUACCUACUGUUUGUAAUUGUUUGCCUGCAUGGGCAUUGGAUGUUCCACCUCACUGGAGAAGGGCAUUGGAUGUUCCACCUCACUGGAGAAGGGCAUUUUGAGAACUUCAUGUUUACACUCUAUUUUUGGAUCAAAGGGAAAGCUUGCAGGGGAUUCGCUUACUAAGAAAAAGUUGAUUAUGUGGUGGCCUUUGUAUCUAUUAGAGAAUUACAGAAAAUGGCCUCAGAAUGGAUCCUGCAAUUAAUGUUCCUUUGUUGCCAGGAAGGAAAACAGGGCAAAGUACCAGAUGUUGAUCUGUUCUUUGCAUUGAAGAAUAAUGGUAAGGCUUGGAAGGAAUGUGGAUUGAUGACAGCAGACUCUCAUGUUUUAGCACUAGAGAAAUAAAAAGGAAGUGUAAUGAAGAGAAUGAGGUGAAGAAGAGAAAGGAAAGGGGAAAAGAGAUCAGGAAAGGGAGGGUAAAUUUGGUUGAUUGCUGUUACAGUUGGAAGGGCAGGAGGUAAUGUAAGGCAAUCAGAUUUCAACUGGUAAAUUCCCAUCUAGUAGGAAAAAUUCAACGGAGUUACUGUAAGCAGAAUGGGCACUGGAAACAUGCCCACAGAACCCUGGGCACAGGUAAUCCUGAAAGAUGGGAGACUCCACAAGUAGGAAGACUGCUUACACUCAAUUGGGAUUUAGACUGAGAGGUCCACAGAAUCCUCAACAGAACAGGUUACAGUAAAUUUGGGGAAUAAAAAAGUAGAAUAUCUAACAGAGGAGCAACUUGGAUGUAAAUAAGCCUUCAGUAAACAAAGCACAUCUAUAGCUGGAGCCAUAGGAACAAAGGAAAUAAAGCCAUUAUUCCAGCUACUCAAAUUUGGAAUUGGAAAGAGUUUUAUAAAAUUUCUGUACAUAUCCAAAUGCCCAAUGCCAUUAUUAGGAAAAAAAAAUAAGUACAUUAAAUGCAAAAAGAACCUCUGAAAAAGUAAUCCAUAAACCAGAAGAAAAAGCCCUGGGGCCAUAAAUGUUUAUGUUACAGGAUCAAAAACACCCAGAGAGGAAGAGAUACCUAUAAAAACAGAAGAUGGGGUGACUCCUCUCAUUUAGGUGACUGGCACUCCUGCAAGAUCACAAGAAGCAAAACUGGUAACAAUCCAAUUAAAACCAGGCACAAGAUAGGUAAGAUGAAAACAAUACCCUGUUAAACUGGAAGCCAAAAAAAGGCUAGAGCCAAACACUGAAAGAUUUAUUAGCUUUGGGUUGCCUCAGGAAUGCCAGUCAGUUUAAUACCCCAAUUCUACCCAUUAAGAAACCAUACUCAGAUGAGUAUCAGCUAGUCCAAGAUUUAAGAGCCAUAAAGCUUGCACACAAGAUGUGCAUUAACCACCUAAAAAGACAUUGGUAAAUGAUUUAGGGCAUUAGAUUUGAAAGAUAUUCCCUUAAAAAAUAUAUCCUUUUGUAUCCCACUGGAUGCCAGAAUUCAGUGAAAUGUAAACUUUAAGGAAUUUAUACAUUUUAGAGGAGCUAAGAUUUUAGCCUUACUAGAGUUAAUUAAAAUAAUAAUAAUAAAUGAGUAGGCCUUGAUGAAGUUAGGAGUUAGUAGUUAACUAAUAAUUGAUUGCUUGUCAGCACAAUGUUUGGUUAGCUGGGUUUAUAAUGAAGAAUAUAGAAACUGACAAAUAGCUUUUAGGAACAUAAGACAAUUGUGGGCCUCCUCUGUUCUGAAACCAAUUGAAGACAAGGAAUGGGAGUUCUACCAAGAGUUCAUUUGUCAUAUUUGCAUUGAAAAGGUAGAAAGGUCAGAACGAGGAAGACUUCAUUUACUUCCUCAUUUUGGGACCCCUCCCCAUGAAAGGGACCACCGACCCAUUUCAAGGGACAAACUACACAUGCUUAAUAGCUUUUGGAAUGAUUAGCAUACGAAGUGGGGAAUGGGAUGUGCCAAAAUUAUGAAUAUGUAUUUGUAUUUUGUGUAUUCAAUACUUGUAUGGAUAAAAAGACUCUGUAAUCACCUGUAAGGAGUGGUGUGUAUUUGGGAGCUAUCCCACACGCUGCCCAGCAUCGAAUAAACAUUCACUUUCUAACUUUAAA
This is a messenger RNA of Taeniopygia guttata (zebra finch), 4655 nucleotides long. It is a transcript of the gene SETD6, whose product is annotated as SET domain containing 6, protein lysine methyltransferase. Gene Ontology annotation, cellular component: nucleus. Gene Ontology annotation, biological process: peptidyl-lysine monomethylation. The record is from RefSeq and is a predicted model, not a curated record. Lineage: Eukaryota; Metazoa; Chordata; Aves; Passeriformes; Estrildidae. Gene Ontology annotation, molecular function: protein binding; protein-lysine N-methyltransferase activity.